Pundamilia nyererei is the source of this 3005-nucleotide messenger RNA. It is a transcript of the gene mmut, whose product is annotated as methylmalonyl CoA mutase. Gene Ontology annotation, cellular component: cytoplasm; mitochondrion. The record is from RefSeq and is a predicted model, not a curated record. The transcript is spliced from 12 exons. Gene Ontology annotation, molecular function: methylmalonyl-CoA mutase activity; metal ion binding; cobalamin binding. NCBI's taxonomy places the organism in Eukaryota, Metazoa, Chordata, Actinopteri, Cichliformes, Cichlidae. The coding region runs from base 125 to 2278 and encodes 717 amino acids.
GAUUGGCUGACUGUCUCUGUUGUCAAACUCCAUUGGCUACAGGCACACACGCCUGUCAUCAGUCUGAACAAGAAAACAAACGACAAGGUUUUUCCAUGUGUGAGUGAUUAAGCCAACAGUAAGCAUGCUGACCGCACAGAGGGCAUGUGCAGCGAUGGCUGCCCGGCACCUGGUUAGAACUUCAGUCUCCUCAUCCCUCACACACUGCUCUCUGAUCCAUACUUCAGUACCCUGUCAGGACCAUGCUGAGCUGCAUUCUGAAUGGGCCAGUCUGGCUAAGAAACAGCUGAAGGGGAAGAACCCAGAAGAUCUGAUCUGGCACACUCCUGAGGGGAUUAACAUCAAGCCCGUGUACACCAAAACAGACUCAAAAGAUGUUGCUGAUGAACUGCCAGGAGUGUUUCCUUACACUAGAGGGCCCUAUCCCACCAUGUACACAUACAGACCUUGGACUAUCAGGCAGUAUGCUGGAUUCAGCACUGUUGAGGAGAGCAAUAAGUUCUAUAAAGACAACAUAAAGGCUGGUCAGCAGGGUCUUUCUGUGGCCUUUGACCUCCCAACACACCGUGGUUAUGACUCGGACAACCCCAGGGUCCACGGAGAUGUGGGCAUGGCUGGAGUGGCUAUAGAUACAGUUGAGGACAUGAAGUUGCUCUUUGAUGGAAUCCCAUUGGAGAAGAUGUCUGUUUCAAUGACUAUGAAUGGAGCAGUUAUCCCUGUGUUGGCAAUGUUUAUUGUCACCGGAGAGGAGCAGGGCGUUCCAAAAGAGAAACUAACUGGCACGAUUCAAAAUGAUAUUUUGAAGGAAUUUAUGGUGCGCAACACCUAUAUUUUCCCCCCGGAACCUUCCAUGCACGCCAUUGCAGACAUCUUUGCAUAUACCUCUAAGCACAUGCCUAAGUUCAACUCCAUAUCCAUCAGUGGCUACCAUCUUCAGGAGGCCGGUGCCGAUGCGAUCUUGGAAGUAGCCUACACCAUUGCUAAUGGCCUGGAGUACUGCCGCACUGGACUGAAAGCAGGGUUAACCAUAGAUGAAUUUGCUCCAAGGCUGUCGUUCUUCUGGGGCAUCGGGAUGAAUUUCUACAUGGAAAUUGCCAAGCUGAGGGCAGCCAGGAGGUUAUGGGCUACGCUCAUUAAAGACAAUUUCCAGCCCAAGAAUGCCAAGUCUCUCCUCCUGCGCACACACUGCCAGACCUCAGGCUGGUCUCUCACUGAACAAGAUCCAUACAACAAUGUGAUCCGCACGGUGAUUGAAGCCAUGGCCGCUGUGUUUGGGGGGACCCAGUCGCUGCACACCAACUCUUUCGAUGAAGCUCUGGGCUUGCCCACCGUGAAAAGCGCUCGCAUCGCCAGGAACACUCAGAUCAUCAUCCAGGAGGAGUCGGGCAUCCCCAAAGUUGCAGAUCCUUGGGGCGGCUCGCACAUGAUGGAGGCUCUCACAGAUGAUGUCUAUAGCACUGCUUUGAAGUUUAUUAAAGACAUCGAAGAGAUGGGAGGCAUGGCCAAAGCGGUAGCCGAGGGAAUUCCAAAGCUCCGUAUUGAGGAAUGUGCUGCUCGUAGACAGGCCCGCAUUGACUCAGGUACUGUGAGGGAGAGCCGUGACCCUGAGAAAGCCAAGACGUGUCUGGCUGCCAUUGAGGAGUGUGCCCGAACCAGGGAGGGCAACCUUUUAGCUCUGGCUGUGGAGGCAUCAAGAGCCAGAUGCUCUGUUGGUGAGAUAACUGAAGCCAUGAAGAAGGUGUUUGGUGAACACAAGGCCAGCACCAGGAUGGUGAGCGGGGCUUACCGCACUGAGUUCGGAGAGCAUGAAGAGAUCACUCUGGCCAACAACAGAGUUGCAGAGUUCAAGAGCCAUGAGGGGAGGAAUCCUCGAUUGCUGGUGGCAAAGAUGGGGCAGGAUGGUCACGACAGAGGUGCCAAAGUUAUCGCCACGGGGUUUGCAGACCUGGGCUUCGAUGUAGACAUCGGACCACUGUUUCAGACCCCCCGGGAGGUGGCCCAGCAGGCGGUUGAUGCAGACGUUCACUGCGUCGGGGUCAGCACGCUGGCCGCAGGACACAAGACCCUGGUGCCAGAGCUCAUCAAGGAACUCCAAAAACUCAACAGGCCAGAUAUACUUGUCAUCUGUGGAGGUGUCAUCCCACCCCAGGACUACGAGUUCUUGUACCACAGUGGCGUAUGCGCCAUCUUUGGCCCAGGAACCAGGAUCCCACAGGCUGCAGUGGAGGUUAUUGACAACAUUGAAAAGAGCCUGGAAAAGAAUCGACAAGCAAUGUGAAAGCUAACUGCAAAAAGCGAACUGCUUGUUCAAGCAUCUGUACAGGAUCAGUGUGACUGGUAGCACGAGGAUGUAAAAGAAAAAGCAAGACUAAUUGUUACAUUUAGUUUUUUGUGUGUUCAUUAACAACACUCAAAAUGAACAAUGCAACGUCAGACAAACCUCAGUAGGAUUUGAAUGACGUUUGUUAAUGAUUUCACCCUUUGCAUCAUACCUGUGUGUGAUCUGUAUUGAUUUCUUAAUCAGUCUGAUUAUAUUACAUCUGAAAUUCCAGAAAAUUCCAGAGUGUAAAAGAAAGCACUUAUUAUACACUGUUAUUCCAAUUAGGAUUAUGAUGUGACAGAAAUUUGCCCUUUUUUCUUUACAAUCCAAGAUAAAACACGGGGAAAACCACAAACCUGCUUUGAAUGUAUUUUUUGAAAUGUCUCUGUGUAAUUUAAUAAUGUAGCAGAGUGUGAUUAGUGCCAGUGUGGUGGAGAUGGAUCAAUCCUCUUAUAUAACUUCAUCCCUGCCUCUUAUUUUCAUGGAUAUGACAGUCCUGUAAGUGGCCUUCUGUCGCUCUGAUCUCGACUCUUUGCAUCAAUCAUAAAUUUGUUCCGAGGAUAAAACCCCGUCACAGUGGUCGGAGUUUAUGAAGCCUUUAGAGAAAAGUAUUUUUCUGAUUGUGACUCUGAAUUCGGUUUACUGGUCUUUACUCAAAAUAAAUACUGUGAACGUUGGAAAUGUA